GACUCCAUCCAACGACGCCUCACCGAUUCAGCGCCGGGUUACUGUCGACCGAUCGUGCCUCCUCCUCCUCCUGCCGCCACCCCUUGUCUGAUCCCGUUCAACAUCCGCAUUUUUGGGGACAAAAAGGGAAACGAGGUCGACUGUCAGAUUAUCCGCGGAUCUGUCGAAAUAGCAUUAUGAAGAUCAAGGACGCCAAGAAGCCUUCAUUCCCUUGGUUUGGAAUGGAUGUUGGUGGAACUCUAGUGAAACUAGUUUAUUUUGAGCCAAUUGAUAUUACAGCUGAAGAGGAGGAGGAAGAGGUCGAAAGCCUAAAAAGUAUUCGUAAGUACUUAGUGUCAAAUGUUGCCUAUGGAUCUACAGGCAUCCGAGAUGUGCAUCUUGAACUCAAAGACCUGACGCUUUGUGGUCGCAAAGGAAACCUGCACUUUAUUCGAUUUCCUACGCAUGAUCUACCUACCUUCAUUCAAAUGGGGAGAGAUAAGAAUUUUUCAACACUACAUACAGUGCUCUGUGCCACUGGAGGGGGUGCUUAUAAAUUUGAAGAAGAAUUUCGAACGAUUGGUAAUCUGCAGUUACAUAAACUGGAUGAACUGGACUGUCUGGUCAAUGGCCUCUUGCACAUUGAUUCUCUCAGUUUUAAUGGCCAGGCAGAAUGUUAUUACUUUGAAAAUGCCUCAGACCCUGAGAAAUGCCAGAAGAUGCCUUUCAACCUUGAUGACCCCUACCCUUUGCUUGUGGUGAACAUUGGGUCAGGAGUUAGCAUAUUAGCUGUAUAUUCAAAGGACCAGUAUAAGAGAGUAACUGGAACCAGUUUAGGAGGUGGAACCUUCCUGGGCCUCUGUUGUUUACUUACAGGUUGUGAGACUUUUGAUGAAGCCCUUGAAAUGGCAUCUAAGGGUGACAGCACCAUGGCUGACAAAUUAGUGAGGGACAUCUAUGGAGGAGACUAUGAGCGCUUUGGUUUGCCAGGAUGGGCAGUUGCAUCCAGCUUUGGCAAUAUGAUUUGCAGGGAGAAGCGAGAUUCAGUCAGCAAAGAAGACCUAGCAAGGGCUACAUUGGUCACCAUUACAAACAACAUAGGAUCCAUUGCCCGUAUGUGUGCACUGAAUGAGAAGAUAAAUAGAGUUGUUUUUGUUGGCAACUUCCUGCGAGUCAAUACACUGUCAAUGAAACUGUUGGCCUAUGCACUGGAUUAUUGGUCAGGAGGUCAGCUAAAGGCAUUGUUCCUGGAACAUGAGGGUUACUUUGGAGCAGUAGGCGCCCUACUGAGACUUCUCAAUUCCACUUAAAUGUCGAGGCAUUCAACAUCCUGGUGAAAACUGAAGAUAUGCACACAUCGACACGAUGGUUUAGAAUGGAAAGAUUCACCCAGGGUAACAAAACCUUGUGAAAAUGUCAGGCAAAGUUGAGCCACACUACAGGCUGAUUAUGUUACUAAAGUAUUCUUUCUACUUGAAAAGGUUUUAAAAAGUACAGUUUUUUUAAAUCGGGUCCAAUGUAUUGGGCAUUAAGCCACUGCAUAACUUCUCAGCACAACACUGCUACAAAGUGCCACAUCCACAAGGGUUGUUUGGUUUUGUUAAUCUAAUCUUUAUUUUCCCUUUAUCCCAUCCAAGUGGUCUCCAAAGUACCUUGAGUUUGUACACAUGAAAAUUUUGCUUAGACAUCUGGAACCUCUGACUAAUCAUUUACAGAAAGAUAAGCAUAUUGUUUCAUGGGUGCAAUAAAUAAAUUGUGUGCAAUAGAAUCUGUUAGCGACGUAUCUGCCCUGUGGAGAAUAGUUUUGAUUGAGACAAGGAUCCUUAUUUAGUAAUACAGAUUUGUUUUAAUCACUUUAUUUAGAGAACCUCUGCAGAUAAAAUGCAUACAAUUGAGCAAAAGGGACCACGUUCAGGCAAAACAAAAUAUAUGCAGCAAAAUGUCCAGGCAGGCUAAGGUAUGCAUUUAUGUACACACACCAAAAGUGGCUUUUAUUUAUUUUUUAAAGUAGUUAAUUUUAUUCAGGAAACAUUUGUAUUUUAUGUGGGAGAGGUGGAAUUCUACCUACCUGUGAAAUUACUGGAAAUAUUUCAUUCUCUAAAAUGCCUUAAGCCCACACCAAGAACAUAUAUACUAUAGUACAUCCUUACAAAGAAAUGGGGCAAACUAAACUUGCACAUCACUUGUGUUUAUGUACAUUUAGGAAUUAUACUUUUUAAAGGUAAUGGGGCAUAUUUGAUUGUUGGGUAAAUUAUAUCUGAUCAUGUUGCCUCAUAAACCACCAGGACAGAGUUGAAAUGAGUUUUGUGCUCAUGGUCAAUUGACAUUCCUUAAGGAUGUCUAUUUUAAUAUAUAUGUGAAAUUUACAACAGUGUGUUAAUUUAAUUUUGGAUUAUUUUUGAAAGGUGCAAUGGUCUGUGACUGGUGCCUUCUAUAUUACUGUACGGUGAUUUCAAACUGAGUGGCUAAUGAUUUCAAUGUACAGUAAUGUUGGAAAUGUUGGUAAUAACCCGCUGAUUAAUAGAAAAUGAUGCAGGCAGUAUUAAAUAUCACUGGAUUGUGUUUUUUUCUGCUAAUUGGCUACUAUUGUCAGUCCAACAGUUGUGCAGAGAUUAUGUGCUAAAUUGUCAGUAUAGCUUUCACCAUGUCAUGUGAAACAUGCUUCUAAUCUAAUCUAAGUUAAAAUAACAUAGACAACUAAUUUAAUAAAGUGACCAUAAAUUUUA
This is a messenger RNA of Chiloscyllium plagiosum (whitespotted bambooshark), 2705 nucleotides long. RefSeq names its product pantothenate kinase 3. The record is from RefSeq and is a predicted model, not a curated record. Gene Ontology annotation, molecular function: pantothenate kinase activity; ATP binding. Gene Ontology annotation, biological process: coenzyme A biosynthetic process. NCBI's taxonomy places the organism in Eukaryota, Metazoa, Chordata, Chondrichthyes, Orectolobiformes, Hemiscylliidae. Gene Ontology annotation, cellular component: nucleus; cytosol.